AUGAGUGCAGAUGACAGUAGCAACGUAUCAGGAUCAAGAGAGGGUCCAAGUAGAGAAUCAGCAAGAUUGGAUUUGGCUAAAGCAGACCCAAAGUGUGCAGAAUGGAUGGAUGAUUGUAUCAAACGGAUGAAUUCUCUGUACAACAACUCAAAUAUCAAUAUUUGUAACGUGAUGACUGGCCACGAGAUUAUUUCGAUUAUUCGGCUCGCCGAGCAGAUUUUCAUGGACGAGAGCAACCUGUGCGAAGCGGAGGCUCCGAUCAAAGUCGUCGGUGACAUUCAUGCCCAGUAUCAGGAUUUGAACCGUUUGUUCGAUCUGAUCGGACGGGUUCCAGAGGAGAAGCUCAUGUUUUUGGGCGACUAUGUAGAUCGUGGACCUCAAGGAAUCGAAGUCCUCAUUCUCCUUUUCUGCUUGAAAAUCCGUUACCGUGACCGUAUCUUUUUGCUCCGCGGCAAUCACGAAACUCCAUCGGUUAAUAAGAUUUACGGAUUCUGGAAUGUCAGAUCAAGUACGGUGUCGGAUUGUGGUGGGACUUUCAGUCGUGCUUCAAUCGAAUGCCCAUGUCAGGACUGAUUUCGAAGAAGGUGCUCUGCAUGCAUGGAGGACUGUCGCCGGAGCUCGUCUCGCUUGACACGAUUCGAAAUAUUCCACGUCCGUGUGAGCCGCUUGAUCGAGGAUUGCUCAUCGAUUUGCUUUGGUCGGAUCCGACGAAUAAGGGCGAGGGAUGGUUCCAUUCGAUUCGAGGCAUCAGCUAUAUGUUCGGAAAAGGUGUGGUCGAACAGGCAUGCAAAUCGCUUGAAAUUGACCUCAUCAUUCGUGCUCAUCAAGUUGUACAAGACGGAUAUGAAAUGAUGACCGGACGCCGUUUGAUCACAGUUUUCUCGGUGCCCAACUACUGUGCUCAAUUUACCAACGCGGCCGCCGUUGUUUGCCUGAAUGCUAACUUGGAGAUAUCCUUCCAACAAAUGCUUCCACCUCCACUUCCAGCAACUGCUAAGGCUAAAACUGCUCCUGCUAUCGCAAACAAUCCGAACGCGGAUGGUGCAAAAGCUGACAAGGAAUCGAUCAAACAAUUUGUCAAGGCGUAA
Caenorhabditis elegans is the source of this 1088-nucleotide messenger RNA. The record is from the annotation of a RefSeq genome assembly. Lineage: Eukaryota; Metazoa; Nematoda; Chromadorea; Rhabditida; Rhabditidae.